AGAAAUGGCACUUCCUCAUUAACAGCAACAAAGGGAACGUGCUUAACUACAGAUUUAGUGCACUUUGAAAAUUAAAACGUAAAAAGAAAAUUCAGAAGUUAAUAGCAUUUUCAGCGGAAUCAACACCUUUUAAAGAAAUACUCCAAGCAUUUGUUCUUUCUUUCAUUAAUUGCGCUACCUCACUUGAAAAAGCAAUUAAAAAACAAUAGUGAACAGAUUUAUCAAAAUUCCUAAAAACUACCAAGGGUCAAUUUUUGGGCCAGAAGUUUCAUAUUAUGAGCUUCUGUUAAUGACAAGCUCUUAUGCAGAAAUUCUUAGCGUUAUUCUUGGCGGUAAAAAAAUGUUGUGCUUGUAGUUGGUGCCUCUUCAAAUUCAAAAGCUGGCAAUACUGCCAAGAACAUAACUGUUCACCACUGCGAAUUGCCAAAAGUGUACAGUUUGUUCUCUGGCGUGCGUGCAUUCAGUAAAAGCUUGAUAAAAGCCAAGAAGGAAUGUUGCAUUGAAUGUGUCAGUGGACUUCAUAGAGCACAAAGCAAUCGGGUUUGGCAGAAGCCAACAAAGGAAGCUGCAAGUAUGUUAAAUUUCAUCAAAGACGUAAUGGCUCCAACAACGCGCAGCACAAAGUCCGAAGACAAUAAAGAUGGCGGCAUUUGUACCAAAAUAAAAACUACUGCAAAUAGUGUGAAUGAAUCUAAGCCUCCUCCACAAAUGAAGGGCUACAAAGUCACAGACAACGAACGCUCUAAAAAAUACGGCAUUGGUGCAAAUUCGUGCCAAAUGCUCAAGGACAAGGCGAAAUUGAAGUUUCCUAUUAAAGAUUUAAGGAUGUAUCUGUCCACUGAUGGCUUUGAAGUAUCUGAUGAUGAUUACUUUCAGACCUUAGCGCCACAAACUCUUUUCAUUAUCGCUGGACCGGAUGAAAUCAUAACAACAGAUGCCGACUUUGAAUUCGAGAAGCUACGCAAAACAUCGCCUUUGCUUCGUGUUGCCGAUAUUAUUUAUGAAUUUAUCGAACAAAACCCGGAGCAAUUCCGUAAAAUGAUUACAGACUAUGAAAAUCGUAAGAUUUGUCGCCAAGAAGCGCUCGACAAUAAACAAGCGUACCACAGCAAAACUCAGCUUAGUCUGCGCACUCAACAUAGUGAAUGGUUCGAGGGUCAAGAAGAACGCUGCCAUUCCAAAGAAGAGGCAAUGGCGCGUCGUGCACAAGACCGCAUGCGCAGUUACUACUAUAAAACAAAAGAGGAACUUACACGCAAUAAACUAUAUCGGCAAAAUCUUAAAGCACGUCACGUAAUCGAUGCUGUACUAGAACAAUUUCGUUACCUUCUCAUUGGUUGCGAUUACUUCUCGAUGUUAUUCGAUCGUAAAUGUCCGAAAAAGCAUGAAAUCUUGCAGCAGCAUCUCGAUGAUGAAACGGACGCCAGUGCAAUGUUGCCAAAUAAACGUCUGCGUCAGGUCAUCAAAGAGUACACAGCACGGCACAAGAUAUUAGACGAAUGGUCAGUGUCACUCUGCACCGAGCUGGGAGAUUUUUAUUGCCAGGGUAGCUAUUCGGAUAAUGGUAACUGUUGUGCGCUAAAGCAUACGAUCAAUCCUUAUGCGUCACGUGAGAAUUUGAUACUCUUCCAAGUGUGGAAUUUGGAUCAUCAAAUUGAGUUGUCACGUUCUAUACUGCCGGCGUUAAUUGAGAAUGUACGGGUGCUGGUAGAGCAACCACAACGAAAGUGCACAUUGCAUAAUAAGUGCGUCAUUGACAUCUCAGUAUUGGAAUACUUUUUAGAAAUAUUUUCAUUGAAAAAUUUGAAAUUAGUGCAUAUCGUUUGUCAUGAUAAAACGCAACGGGCGAACAAAUCCAAUGGGCGUUUGGUGUGUGCACAAUGCCACGAGUACAAAAUUGUGCAGGAGCUGAUGGGUGUGCGCAGUAACGAGGAAGCAGUUAAGGCAGCAAGUUAAAAAUUAAAAAAAUGUAUAUAUAUAUGGUAACAUAAACACCACAAGGUAGGUGCAUUAACAGUUAGAAAUGGCAGAAGAAUAAUAAUGGAGAAUACGAAGUAGCUAAAAGCUUUCGAAGUAAAAUUAUAAAACGAAAUUUUGUUCUUCCAUAUAAGUUUGAGCUCUUGCGUACUUAUACUACUUUAUAUUAUGAAUAUUUUUACAAGCCAUAUUUGUUGUAUUAUAUUUGCUUAUGGUUUUACCAAGCAUUUGAAUAUUUCAUAAGUGCAGUAUUCUCAUAUUUAGAACAAAAUACAUUUAAAUUAAGUGAAGGGGUUAGGGGUCAUCAUCACAAGUCCUUGGAGAUUCAUCUAAAAUCAGUCGGACAAGAGAAAUUAGUUUUAUUAAAAGUUAAUCUUGUGCCUGAUCGAAGCUUUUUGUUUUUUAAAAUUAACAAUACAUAUAUUGUUAAUUGUUAAAAAAAAAAAAUCGAAAUUUUUUCCAAAAAAAAAAUCCUUCGUUAGGCACGAGUCUUUUAUGUUUUUCAAAAGCAGUAUACAUUUUAUCGAAAUCCACCAAGCGGUUUUUAAGUUACAGUGAUCACCAGUUCAAAAAAACAUAUUGUAGUUUUGAUAAAAACGCAUUUAAAGUUUUGCGAACGCUCCGGAGCGCCCUUUGUUAAGUAAAUUUUCACAAAAUAUUUUUAAGAUAUUAUACUUUAAGAAAAAAACAAAAAAAAGUCCAUUUUUUUUUUUUUUAAUUCUGACUUCCCCUAACCCCUUAAGUGUUACAACUAGACUAAUUUUAAGAGCACUGCUGCUCUAUACCAAUAAAACUGGAUUAUUUUAUACUGUAUUAAGCAAGCGAAACGCUUUAACAAACUUAGUUUAUUUCAAUAUAUAGUAUAUAAGACUUCUUGUCCGUGAUAACAAAGAAAUUUGAAUAAUAAUAUUAGUGUUGAUAUUUGAUACACGCCCCACU
Messenger RNA from Anastrepha ludens (Mexican fruit fly), 2916 nucleotides. RefSeq names its product DNA fragmentation factor subunit beta (gene Drep4). The record is from RefSeq and is a predicted model, not a curated record. The transcript is spliced from 5 exons. Gene Ontology annotation, cellular component: cytoplasm; nucleus. Gene Ontology annotation, molecular function: DNA endonuclease activity. The coding region runs from base 574 to 1956 and encodes 460 amino acids. Gene Ontology annotation, biological process: apoptotic DNA fragmentation; apoptotic process. NCBI's taxonomy places the organism in Eukaryota, Metazoa, Arthropoda, Insecta, Diptera, Tephritidae.